GGAGAGCAUGUCCAAACCGGUGGACCACGUCAAGCGGCCCAUGAACGCUUUCAUGGUGUGGUCCCGGGCCCAGCGACGCAAAAUGGCUCAGGAAAACCCCAAGAUGCACAACUCGGAGAUCAGCAAACGGCUGGGGGCCGAGUGGAAACUGCUCACCGAGUCGGAGAAGCGACCUUUCAUAGACGAGGCGAAGCGCCUGCGGGCUAUGCACAUGAAGGAGCAUCCUGACUACAAGUAUCGACCCCGUAGGAAGCCCAAGACCCUGCUUAAGAAGGACAAGUUCGCUUUCCCGGUGCCCUAUGGCCUGGGCGGCGUGGGAGACCCGGAGCACCACGGGCUGAAGGCGGGGGGCGGGCUGCACGGGGGCGCCGGGGGCGGGCUAGUGCCCGAGUCGCUGCUCGCCAACCCGGAGAAAGCCGCGGCUGCCGCGGCCGCCGCAGCCGCGCGCGUUUUCUUUCCUCAGUCGGCAGCUGCGGCGGCCGCAGCCGCAGCCGCUGCGGCCAGCAGCCCCUACUCUCUGCUGGACCUGGGCUCUAAAAUGGCAGAGAUCUCCUCGUCCUCCUCGGGGCUCCCCUACGCGUCCUCUCUAGGCUACCCGACGGCGGGCGCUGGUGCCUUCCACGGGGCCGCCGCAGCAGCUGCAGCCGCUGCUGCCGCCGCCGGGGGGCACACGCACUCGCACCCCAGCCCCGGCAACCCAGGCUACAUGAUUCCGUGCAACUGCAGCGCCUGGCCAAGCCCGGGACUUCAGCCGCCCCUCGCCUACAUCCUGUUGCCUGGCAUGGGCAAACCUCAGCUGGACCCUUACCCUGCAGCCUACGCCGCGGCGUUAUGACCCAGCGCGGGGUGCAGCAGCAGCAGCUACAAACGUGUGUAAAUAUCUGUACAAAUAGGGGUGGCUUUAAUAAUGAGGUCUCAGCUAUACAGCCGCGCAUGUACAUAUGUAUAGGUAUGAGCUAUAUGUCCUCCUACCCUUUCCUCCUUAUUGUGAUUGUCUGUAUAUAUCCGUAUAUAAUAUGUAUAGGUACCCAAGUCAGAGGCGAAAGUGAUGCACGAGUGUGAAAUGUGUAUGAGCGCGUGUAUGUUGUUUGUUUACAAGAUCAUUUCAGACCGUCACUUCUACCGCAAACUUUUCUUGAGGGGCGGUUGUUGUCUGAACAUCAGUGGUCUCCUAUGCACUUCUGUACCUGUUGCGUUUUGCCCAUUGGGGUUGAAGGGGGGGAGGGAAAGUUGGUUUUCCCUUUUUUUUCUUUCCUAUUUUUUCCUUUAGUCUGCUCGUUGCAUGCAUUCUAUUUAAGUUUCCAUCCGAAAAUGCUUUCUGACCAACUUAUGAAAGCUGAUUUAUUAUUAGUUUCGCGGAGCUGUGGUGCUCUGGGCCACCUUGUUUACCUAUCUGAACUCCGCAAAUGUCUUUCCCCCCCCAACGAGCAGAACAGCCAAACAAGAUCCAUUCUUGACAGGUGAUGGACACAAAUCUGGCAUUUGUAUAUGAAAUGAUCGUUGUUUCCUUUGUUUACCUUGUCCUAUGCAAAUUGGAACAGGAAACACAGAAAAAGAAAUAAUAUGUAAGGUAGAGGGUUGUCAAUUGAAUUUUGGUUGUUUUUAUUUUUUGUGUUGUAGUUUUGUGUUUUUAACAUAUUGUAAGACUAGUUUUUUUUGGGGGGGGGGCUCCAGUCACCACUUAAAGGGAAGGGUGGGAGGGGGGGGACAGCUCCUAUUUUUCCAUUACCAUUAAGUUUCAGUUUAAAACUGUAAAUUUGUACAUGUCAAUGGAAAUGCUAGAUCUUUGAUCGAAAAUGUGUUAUUUACGUUGUCCAAAAUUUGAGUCAGUUUUAGACUCCAACAUUUUGAUCGAAUUUCGAAGUCUUUUUUUUUUUAAUUGCGGAACCAUUUCAGGAUCGCAAUUUGAUGUAAGGUUAAAUCAGACUUUUUGUCUGAGUGAUAAUUAUAUAUUUAUUAUUUAGCAGAACUGAAAAAUUGCAUUGUUUUGACAGAUGUCUAUUCUCAUUUUCAAAUAGCCUUUAUCUGCCAAAUUUGAAGUGUUUCAAUGUGCUUUGGAGUUCCCUACCUGAUUAGCUUAUUUUUAGAGCACCAGCAAUUCAAUUGCAGAUGAUUAAAACACAUUUUAGAGAAGAACCUUCCUCAAUUAUAGUUUUUUUUUUUAGUUUACUUUUGUAAUGUGUAUAUUUUGACUGUUUGUGAAUGAAGCUGGCUAACAUGUAUUUAGUUUCAUUUUGGCUUUAUGUAAUAUAAAGUAAAAAAAAAUCUUAAGUAUUGGUUUUAACAUUUAAGUGUAAAUGGUUUUCUUGUGUGAUCUAAUUUAAUAUUAGACUCUAAGCUAUAUCUGUAAAUUAGAAUCCUACUACCACUCUGUUCAUUUUUGAACAAAGAGUUUAAAUAAAGCCUGAAGCAGGGAAAAGAGAAAA
Antechinus flavipes (yellow-footed antechinus) is the source of this 2426-nucleotide messenger RNA. It is a transcript of the gene SOX21, whose product is annotated as SRY-box transcription factor 21. Lineage: Eukaryota; Metazoa; Chordata; Mammalia; Dasyuromorphia; Dasyuridae. The record is from RefSeq and is a predicted model, not a curated record. Gene Ontology annotation, molecular function: DNA-binding transcription factor activity, RNA polymerase II-specific; RNA polymerase II cis-regulatory region sequence-specific DNA binding. The transcript has a single exon. Gene Ontology annotation, biological process: regulation of DNA-templated transcription; anatomical structure morphogenesis; cell differentiation. The coding region runs from base 8 to 835 and encodes 275 amino acids.